This is a messenger RNA of Polyodon spathula (Mississippi paddlefish), 4419 nucleotides long. RefSeq names its product thyroid hormone receptor-associated protein 3-like. The transcript is spliced from 12 exons. The record is from RefSeq and is a predicted model, not a curated record. Gene Ontology annotation, molecular function: DNA binding; transcription coregulator activity. Lineage: Eukaryota; Metazoa; Chordata; Actinopteri; Acipenseriformes; Polyodontidae. Gene Ontology annotation, biological process: positive regulation of transcription by RNA polymerase II. Gene Ontology annotation, cellular component: mediator complex. The coding region runs from base 392 to 3325 and encodes 977 amino acids.
AGCAUAGCGACGUUCUCGCGGUUCGGUUACCAACGCGUUGAAGGGGAGAUUUUGGGGGGGCUUUUUAUUUGCUUACCACAAACCAAGCUGAUAGAUCGAUAUUGCACUAAAGAAAACCUUUGUUUGGAGUUUCUUUAAAGUAAAUGUAGGCGGGAACAAGGCGUCGCGGUGAACCUUGUUUGACAGGAAAACCCAGGAAGGGGAAAUGUGUCCAGUUGUUGUGCGAGGAGUACUCUGCAGUGUGAGUGUAAUGGAGUAGCAUUUGCACACGAUCUGAAAAUCUUUGCGAAUGGUAAUAUUUUGUGACUGGUGAUAAGUUCAGAGUUGGCACAAAGAAACACGUCGAAAAGAGAAACUAAGACAGCUGAAGGAAUCUUACCUGUCGGGAGCGAUGUCUAAAGUACCGAAGUCUAAAUCUGCCUCCAGAUCCCGUUCUAGAUCAGGGUCUAGAUCUCGGUCACGUUCAUUCUCACGAUCUCACUCAAGAACUAGGUCAAGAUCCCGCUCCAGAAAACACAGAUACAGUUCUAGAUCGCGCUCUCGCUCAAGGUCUCGCUCCCCACCCCACAACAGGGAGCGGAACUACCCAAGGGAGUAUCAGAACAACAACCGCGAGUUCAGGGGGUACAACCGAGGCUACAGGAGGCCUUACUACUACCGCGGACGUGGCCGAGGGUACUUUCCACGCGGCCGAUUCCAGCGGGGUGGAGGCUAUGGCAAUGGCAAUUACCGGCCCAACUGGCAGAACUACCGGCAGCAGCAGCCCCAGCAGCAGCAGCAGCCGCCCCACCAUCAGCACAGCCCCAGGCGAGGGCGCUCUCGGUCCAGAACUCCCAAGAGAAGGUCUGGAAGCCCGAGAUCCAGGAGCCGAUCCAGAUAUUCUGACCGCUCUUCUUCUGGUCACUCGAGGAGGUCCAGGAGGUCUUCCUCUUCUGACUCCCGCUCCUCCUCUCAACAUAGCCGCUCCGGAUCUUCCAAACGGAAGACUGUAAAGGGGCAAGAGCAGAGCGGGGCAGCGGUUUCUGCGGCCAUGGAGUCCCAGAUAGCAGAGUCCAAGGAUGAGGGGUCUUUAAGCACCGCCAACAACGAAAACGCACCUGAGGUGUCCUCGGGUAGCUGGCAAGGCUUGACAACUUACGAUACCAGCCCUAAGCGCGCCAGCCCGGUGGUUCGCUCUGCGAUAAUUGUGAGUCAGAGUGCCGCUGCAGCACGCCCCAGUCCUGCUCUGCAGUCUAUCGCAGUCAGGCGCUCAAGCCCGGCUCAGAGAGGCUCACAAAGCCCAUCCCGAUCCAGUGCGUCGGCACCGAGCCCAGCCCUGCGCAGUGCCUCUUGGCAAAGCUCGGGCAUAGGCUCAUCUAACAAGAGCCCUCCACAGAAACAAAGCCCUUCGGCAGUUUUUUCAGGCUUUGGAUUCUUUUCAAAGGAGGAGAGCAGCAGGGCAGGUGACACAGGAUCUGCUGUUCCUUCAUUUAAAAAAUACAUGGAGGAGCAGAAGAGUAAAACUCUGUUGCAGGAAUGGGAGAAUGGAAGAGAGAAAGAGCAGAAAGCAAUAGAUCUAGAAAGGGAUAAAGGGAAUGGCAAGGCAGGAACCUCCGAGAGAGGGGCUGCCAACAUUACUCUCAAGUCCGAGUACUAUGGCAAAAGCGAAAAAGAAAAAUACAAACACAGCAACGAGGCUGAGGAAGAGCAUGAAAAGAGAUACAAAGUUAGGAGCCAAAAAGAGCGCGAGUUUGAGGAGGAACCUAAGUUCAAAGGCAAAGUCACAGUCACUGCCAGCAGAGAUCAGGACGCGCAUGAGGAGCGGUUUAAUAAGUGGGAGGAGUUUGCCUACUUCCCUACCGCUAAGGAGAAGCCUAGGAAAGUGGAGGAUGAGGAGGAGGAGGAUGAUGAUGAUGAUGUUGAAGAUGAACUUUAUAGGAGCAUGAAGGAGGAGAGGGCGGUAGCUGCAGCGAAGAAAGCAGAACCAGCCGGCUACCGGGGCUUUUCUCCUGAAAAGAUCCCGAAAGCCAGUAGGUACAAGGAGAAGCCAGGGCCGAGCCCAUCCACACCUCCCAGGAGGAGCUCUGAGAACAGAGAAAGGGAAAGGCUUGUGGCCAGGAGGGAGGAGAGCCCACCCAGAGCGACCCCUCCAGCUUUCCCUGGUUAUCGAGGAUCUGAAGUUAAAUUGAGAGUGGAUCCUUUCCGGGAGGAGAGUGCAGGCUCCUCUGUAAUAUUGGCAAACGAGCGCCGUCUCUGUCGUGAUCUUGUGCACCCCAGCAAGCAAGAUCAGGAGUUCCGCUCCAUUUUUCAGCACAUUCAGGCUGCCCAGUCCCAAAGAAGUCCUUCAGAGCUGUUUGCGCAACAUAUCGUCACCAUAGUUCAUCAUGUUAAAGCACAGCAUUUUGAGUCUUCGGGGAUGACGUUAAGUGAACGCUUUGCCAUGUACCAAAGAAAAGCAGCUCAAAAAGAGACGCCCAAGACACGAAAGAGCCCAGAAAUUCACAGGAUAAUUGAUGUUUCUCCCAGUGCUUUUAGGAAACACUUGCACCUUUUUGAGGAAAUGAAAAGCUCCAGGGAAAGCAGUUACAAGGGUGAAGAUCCAAAAAACAAAGGUGACUCAGUGGAUCUCCAUCUUGAUAUUGAGCAUCAGAAAAAAUACUCCAGUAGGGAGCGAGAGCACAAAAGGGAAGGGAUGAGAGAUUCUGGAGACACAAGCCCUAGCAGAGAGAGAUCCACUGAAAGAGCAGGAAAGCAUCAUAAGGAGUCCAAGAAGCUCAAAAAACGCAAGAAGAACCGAGAACGUUCCCGGUCUUCCUCGUCCUCCCACUCCUACAAAGGACGCGACUACACUGAGGAGGUAGAGGAUAAAGAAGAAAGCUUUGACAAGUCCCAGCUGGGAGCCCGGGAUUUCAGUGGCCCGAUGGAAAGGGGCAGAGCAAGAGGAGGCUUUCAGUUUAGGAUACGAGGAAGGAGCUGGAACAGGGGGAACUACCCAGGAAACAACAGCAAUGGUAACCCUCCAAACCCUCCAAUGCCAAUUAUUCUAAAACGAUCCAAGGAAGAGGAGUGGGACCCAGAGCACACCCCAAAGAGCAAAAAAUAUUACUUACAUGACGACCGGGAAGGAGAAGGAGAUAAGAAGUGGGCUGACAGCAGAGGCCGUGGUCGAGGCACCUUCCAGCGAGGAAGGGGGCGCUUCCUGCACAGAAAGUCUGGCACCAGCCCCAAAUGGACCCACGACAUGUUCCAGGGUAGUGGAGAAGAAGGAGAACUACAGGACGAUGACAGCGAGACAGAACACAAGGAAGAGAGCAAAAUGGGCGCUACUGCUGCCACAGAGCAGUAGGCCCAGGUUCACUCGCAUACAGUAGUCGCAAAAGCCAACUCUUCCUUUAUUAUCCGAGGCAGGAAUGGCUACAGAACUUGCUUGACUUAAAAAAAUGAAUACCAGUGCGAAUAAAGUGGUAUGUAAUAUAUGCAGAAAUCAAUUUUAUGACUGCCUAUUAGGAGUCUUGUCACAGGAGAGCUUUAGGGUUUUUAUCUUUAAAAAGUCCUAUUCCUUUAACUAGUAUUUAGCCUUAUUCAUGUACUCUGUGUGACAUUUCUGUAAAUUAUUUUUGUCAGGGGAAACAAGGAUGGGCUAAGAAUAAAUAUGAGCACCCCUCUUCUCUUUUUCAUUUUUUCAUUUUUUUUUUGCUCGGCUUAAGAAGGCAUGCAUUUUUUAAAUAUUUUAUUAAAUUUUUUUGUGCCCUAGUCCAAUAUAGUUUAACUGAUUGUAUACUUUCUUACUGUCCUAAUAAAAUACUAUUGAUAUGAACUGGCAACAUGAUAACCACAUCUUGAGCAGGUUUUGCAAAUAAGAACUGAUCGAUUGCGUGCUGUUUGGUGAUUUUAGCUGUCAAGGACAUUGAUCUGAGAUCCUUCCUGGGGUUAAGGGACCAAUCUGGUGUGGGUCAAGUGCCUAUCAAACAGGUUUGCUAAAAGUAAAUAAUUGCUGUCUGAAUGUAAUAGACUGUAUACAUUUUGGUCACUGCCUAUUGGAUAUCAAAAUGAUUUGUGAUGAUGGUUUUGUAUAUAAUAAAAUAACUCAAUGGAAACAGCUAAACAGUUGCUAGGUUUUAAUGGCAAGAAGAAAACAAGAAAAAAUAGUUAUAGUUUCAGAGACAACAUUUAAGUUUCAACAAACUGGUUAAAUCAUUUUAGGAAUGACAUUUAGAUUUUUUUUUUUUUUUUAACAAUAUGAAUUUCUAAAGUCUUUAGGAAUACAUAAAGCAAGUCUGCACUCUUUAAAUACUGGAGCCUUUUAUCUGCUAAAAAAUUGAAUAACAUUCUCAAUAAAAAAAAAUAAAAAAUUCAUAAGAUAAAUAUCAGUACUAGUUAGAAAAAAUUGGAUUUUUGAAUAAUAGUACUUCAAAAAUAUGCUCUUGUACUAUUUCUCCU